GCGGUGGCUGCGUCUCGCCUCCGCAGCACCAGCCACAGAGGCACGGGCAGACGCCGCUGCGCUUUCACGCCGUCCGCGUCAGCGCUCGUGGUGGUGGUGCUGACCAAGCCACCCUCGUAGAGCAAGUGAAACGGGUAAAAGAAAUUGAAGCUAUUGAAAGUGACUCCUUUGUUCCACAGACAUUCAGAUCAAGUAAAGAAGUCAAAAAGUCGACAGAGCCUGCUGAGCUACAGCACGAACCUGUAACUGUCGGGCCGGGAACUGCUGAUGCGUCUGCUCCUGAGAAAGAACUGCCACCUGCCAAUAUUCCGACUGCCAUCAAAUACCAAGAUGACAACUCUUUAGCACAUCCAAAUCUGUUCAUCGAGAAGGCGGAAGCGGAAGAGAAGUGGUUUCAGAGGCUGAUUGCUCUUCGGCAGGAAAGGCUGAUGGGCAGUCCGGUGGCCUGA
Messenger RNA from Eurypyga helias (sunbittern), 449 nucleotides. It is a transcript of the gene RSRC1, whose product is annotated as arginine/serine-rich coiled-coil 1. Lineage: Eukaryota; Metazoa; Chordata; Aves; Eurypygiformes; Eurypygidae. The record is from RefSeq and is a predicted model, not a curated record. Gene Ontology annotation, biological process: alternative mRNA splicing, via spliceosome. The transcript is spliced from 4 exons. The annotation marks the transcript as partial. Gene Ontology annotation, cellular component: nucleus; cytoplasm.